GUUUUUAUUUACAUGUGCUGCACAUUAUCCACCUAAAAUUUCCCUAGCAUAUUUAAAUUUGACUUUAAUCAUUAUCAAACAAUAGUAAAAACCAAAAUGAAGCGUAAAUCGGAAACCGGAAACAAGCCAGCGUUCGUGAAGCGAAAAGUUGAAAUUGUGUUCGAUCCAACCAAGCGACAAGAAUUUCUAACCGGAUUCCACAAGCGCAAAGUGCACCGGAAGAAGAUAGCCAACAGCCAAAUCGAACGCAAGCUAAAAGAGGAAAUACGCCGAAUCCGCCAUGCCGCCAAGGAUAACGUUAAAAAACUGUACCAUUCGUACAAACCGAUUCCGGAGUUGACUGCCGAAGACCAUGAGGAAGAGCAGGAGUAUGAUACCGAAAACGUAACGGUGAAGGUGGUGGAAUUAUCCACCACGGAUCUGGCAAAGCAGAACAAUUGGAUCGGUGAGAACCGGGCAGUCGUGCGCGGCGAAGUUGACGAGGAAGAGGAAGAAGACGAAUCGUCCAGCGAAGAUGAAGAGACGGUCCUGGAUACGGUUCCCGGUAUGCAGCUUGCUGGCGAGAAGCCGAAAAAGAGAAAAUUUUCCAGAAAAAACGACAGCGAAGAGGACGAACGUCAGGAUCAGGAGGAAGAACCGACCUCUAGCACCGGAAAGCCGAAACCGCGCGGUCCGGUUUUGAACCUGGAAGGUAUCAGUUCGAAGAAGGAACUGAACAAAAAGCUCAAACGGCAUGCCCAAAAGUCGAUGUUGAAGAGCAAGGCCUUCCAGCGGUCGGUCCGGGUGCAGCAGCAGAAGCAGUUGAAAAAAUCUCGCCGAGUGCGACAUUUCAAAACCAAACAUCUGGAGCGGAAAGGAAAAUUGACCGACGGUGAAAAGCAAGGAAAGGGGAAAAAGCGCGGUAAGGGAAGGGAUUAGUUGGAAGG
Molecule: messenger RNA, 926 nt
Organism: Ochlerotatus camptorhynchus
Lineage: Eukaryota; Metazoa; Arthropoda; Insecta; Diptera; Culicidae
Gene: vito
Product: nucleolar protein viriato
Exons: 2
Coding region: 97-918 (273 amino acids)
Cellular component (GO): nucleolus
Molecular function (GO): rRNA binding
Source: RefSeq, a predicted model, not a curated record